Molecule: messenger RNA, 983 nt
Organism: Phanerochaete carnosa HHB-10118-sp
Lineage: Eukaryota; Fungi; Basidiomycota; Agaricomycetes; Polyporales; Phanerochaetaceae
Exons: 10
Coding region: 67-867 (266 amino acids)
Biological process (GO): fatty acid beta-oxidation
Cellular component (GO): peroxisomal matrix
Source: RefSeq, a predicted model, not a curated record
CUCAUUGCACCCUCCUUUGUCGACUAGACUUGUUUGAGCUCCGCCUCUGUCAUCGAGAUACUAGCCAUGAAGCCUGGCGUGAACGUCGAGAUCUCGCAAGGGAUCGCCACGAUUACCUUCAACAGGCCGAAGAGCUACAACGCGAUCACUCCCGAAGACUACGACGCGUUUGCUGAAGCUCUGUACUCCAUUGAUCAUAGGGACGAUGUCAUUGUGACCGUUUGGCAAGCUAUGGGCAAAUUCUUCUGCUCGGGUACGGACGUAACUCGCAUGAACGAGGAAACCGGAUCCAUGCGGCAGACAUUUAUCACCGGGGUCACACGAGCGAAUACAGAUGUUGCUCACGCUCUGUAUACCCAUAGAAAACUCCUUGUGGCAGCUGUCAAUGGGCCGGUGAUUGGUAUCGCAGCUGCGUACCUGGGACAUUUCGACUUCAUCUACUGCUUGCCAAGCACUUAUCUCUCUUUGCCUUUUCCAAUGCUUGGAGUUAUAUCGGAGGCUGGAUCUAGCGUGACCUUUGUACGGCGAAUGGGAUCUGCGAAAGCGAACGAAGCCCUGAUUUUCGGGAAGAAGCUGGUCGCACAAGAACUUCUCGAUGCAAAGUUUGUCAACAAAAUAUUCCCUGAACAGCCCGUCGAGUCCUUCCAUGCUGCAGUACGUGCACAAGUCCAGAAUGAACUCGAAGGCCUUGACCACUCUGCCUGCCUUGAGGUGAAGCAGCUGAUCAAAACCGGCUUGGCCGAGAGCAAUAAUCUUGACUCUGUGAACAUGCGCGAGAGCUAUGCACAGGCUGCGCGCAUUGCGAGCGGCGUCCCUCGCGAACGCUUCGGAAAGAUUGCUCGGAAGGAGAUCAAGCACAAGCUUUGAAGAAACUUUGGAGCUCAAGUUCGACUAUGUAGAUGUGUUCGGGACUUUUUUAUGUACCAUAGCCUGUGGCGCUGCUGUAUCUAGCGCAAUUUGACUGUCCUUGAAUUUGCUCCAGG